AUGCAUUUCGCCUACCCCCCGCGGAAAAGCUCGAACCCCGCGCCCUUCCGCCCGCGGUCCUCAAAAUUGCCGUCGGUGCGACGGAGUCGCAUACGAGCCGUAGCGAUUGUGGCGCUUGUUGUCGUGAGCACAUUAUGGAUCAUCUCCAAGCUGUUUGGCUCGCGUAGCACAGUGGCCUGGGAGCCGUCAGGGAGUCCGCCGGUGGUGCUGGUGACGGUGCUGGACGAGUCGACGUACGGCAAGGCGUACGUGCAGAGCAUUCGGGAGAAUAGGGAGCGAUACGCCGCGUUUCACGGUUACGAAACCCUGAUCGCGAAUGUGGGCGACUACCCCCUCGACGAGGAUUCACCUUCCUCGUGGUCCAAGAUUCUCGCAGUCCGUCACGCCAUGACCAAGUUUCCCGAGUGUCGCUAUGUCUGGUAUCUCGAGCAAGAUGGCUACAUUAUGGAUCCGAGCAAGACGCUUGAGGAGCGCAUCAUGAACGGCGCAACGCUCGACGCAUUCAUGAUCAAGAACGAACCCGUCGUUCCGCCCGACAGCAUCAUUAAGACAAGUACUCGACUGCGAGGCAAGGAUGUCGACUUUGUGGUGACGCAGGACCGUGAGGGCCUAUCGGCGGGCAGUUGGGUUGUGCGGAAUGGGGUUUGGGCACGGUUCUUCCUCGAGACCUGGUUCGACCCGAUGUACCAGACAUACAAUUUCCAAAAGGCCGAGGGUCACGCGCUGGAACACCUCGUUCAGUGGCACGGCACGAUCCUCGCGAAGCUGGCUUUGGUGCCGCAGAAGACCAUCAAUGCCUACAAUCGCUAUGAUAAGGCGCAGGAGCUCUACAGGCCAGGCGACUAUGUCGUUCGAGCGACGGGUUGCACGCCGACGGGCGAGAGAAGCUGUGAGAACGAGCUCGCUAGCUUCAAGACACAAUGGGAAGAGGCAUUCGCGGCUUAUAAAUGA
Molecule: messenger RNA, 951 nt
Organism: Verticillium nonalfalfae
Lineage: Eukaryota; Fungi; Ascomycota; Sordariomycetes; Glomerellales; Plectosphaerellaceae
Exons: 3
Coding region: 1-951 (316 amino acids)
Biological process (GO): protein N-linked glycosylation
Cellular component (GO): Golgi membrane; mannan polymerase complex
Molecular function (GO): alpha-1,6-mannosyltransferase activity
Source: RefSeq, a predicted model, not a curated record